AUGUUGCUCUUCGGCGGUCCUCAACUACUACGACUGUCUUGUGACAGAUGCCAUAAACGAAAACAGCGGUGCACUCGCACCACAGCCAACGACGAAAACCCCUGUCGACGUUGUAAGGAAGCUGGUGAAAAGUGUGUUUUCAGUCCUCCUCUGAGACUUGGCCGGCCCAGCAAACGACAGAAACAAGAAGGCAAACAAGAAGAGGCCAGAUACAGAGGCCAGGAGAGCAGUUUCUUGGCCAUUUCGAACCAAGAAAUGUCCACAACAAUUACUACGACGACGACUACUACAACAACACAAGAUGAGACCAGCUCAAUAUUGGAAACUUCCUCUAGCUUUUCCGUAGACAGCGUUGGAGAAAUCGCAAGGUCGCCUUCAGCCGACCAUCACGAGUUGGCCUGCUCGACAACGCCAAUGAACCACAAUGUCGCUCCAACGGCCUUUGAAGUUUGGCCAAUGGCUCUUGAGCAUUACCCCGACCCAACAAUGUCGGUCACGACGCCUGGAUUGUUCUGCGGAUCAACUACACACUACCACGACGAGGCAUGGUCAGACCUAUUAGACGAAAAGGCGCAUUCAGAGCCUCCAACCUCUUCCCACGUGGAGCCAUUGGAUCCAUUAUUGAUGGUCAUUACGGAAGCUUCAGCCAGCGAUUCUGCAAUAGGAUCAAUGGAUCACUCUCUCUCAGAAACAACAGAGCCAGCAAUCAUGGACCCGAUAUCACUUCUUUCACAAAUCCAGCUCAAACUCCACGGGAUUCAAACGCGGAGACCGCCGCAGACGGCAGAAUUGCAGGUCAUUAUGAACCAAACAGUUCAAAUAGCCCAGAAAUUCAUCGAGGUCUUGAACCAGAUCUUACCACCGCGUACAGCCGAAUCCAGCCCGGCAUCCACUCAUCAGCGUCAGCACACACCUCAUGCGGCGCCCGUUAGUGACACGUCAAUAUCAUCCAAUGAAGACUCAAACUUUCAUCUUGAAUGGACUGGCGGUAAGCAACCGAGAAGGCAACAACAAUACACAUCAACAGGAACCGUUGAUACGGUGGAGAUCCGGCUGGCACUUAUCUGCUACAUACAAAUACUCCGUAGCUACAAGAACCUAGUCCACAUGCUGGUCAACUCAGUCGCAAUGACUGAGGCACAACAGCAAGAUGACUUGUCGGAUUUUGUGCCUGUCCAGAUUGGCUCAUUACACACAGUGGUCAGCCCUCGUCUGCAAAUUGCGCUACUGGUGCAGUUAAUCUCGCAGCACACAGAGGAGAUCCGGCACAAGACUCGCCAGUUGGCGAGAAUUAACGAGGCACGGCCCAACAUGGAUCCAAGCCACCCGGGGGCUUUUAUCAGUAACAUGAUCGGCAAGGAUAUCCGUGGUGAGGAGGAGGAUUUGCGGGAUGGGCUGGAUUUGAUUUCAGAGAGACUCAAAAUUUGUUCACAAUUUCGAGAUCACCGAAGUUUGGAUCGAUAG
This is a messenger RNA of Trichoderma virens Gv29-8, 1464 nucleotides long. RefSeq lists its product as uncharacterized. NCBI's taxonomy places the organism in Eukaryota, Fungi, Ascomycota, Sordariomycetes, Hypocreales, Hypocreaceae. The record is from RefSeq and is a predicted model, not a curated record. Gene Ontology annotation, biological process: regulation of DNA-templated transcription. The coding region runs from base 1 to 1464 and encodes 487 amino acids. Gene Ontology annotation, molecular function: DNA-binding transcription factor activity, RNA polymerase II-specific; zinc ion binding. The transcript has a single exon.